AAAAUCAUAGUCUUAUCUUACCAUUAUAUAUAUUGAUUCUGUAGAUAUAAUGACACAUAUGGGAGAGAGAGAGAGAGAGAGAGAGGCCAAUGGAAACACAAAGCGUAAGGGAAACGAUACGACUAAUAAAAGAGAAGCACUUGACCCGAGAGAGAUUUGACAAAAGUUACGUCAAAGAGAAGAAGAAGGAAGGGUUAACGUCGGCAUCAUGCGACGGCGGCGGCUGCGCAAUAUUUAGGGCUUCCCACAAGUCACCGCUCUUAAACGAAAGCAACACUCACCGGAAUCAUCCUUCAUCUUCAUCCCACCCUCUCUCUCUCUCUCCCCCAUCCCCAGAAGCUCAAUCAUCGUCUUGCAGAUCCCGAUGGGGACGAUGGACGAGAAAGCUCCGUUCGGGAGCAGCAGCUGCUACUCUUGCGGCUAUGGAGAGUACAUGGAGAAGAGACGGCUGUUCCUGAGGAGCUACCAUUUCUCCAGGAAACGCAGCUUGUCCGAGAGGAUCCAGAGAUCUGUAAUUAGGGCUAAGAAAGUUGUCUGGAUGCGUCUGAAGUCUGCUCGGAGGCUUCGACGCGUCGUCUGCUCUCGUCUCCGGUCGGCUUUCUCCCAUCGCCGGCGCCGUUUCUUCUUCCGUCUCCGACAUGAGCCCUCCUACUGCUUCUAAACCCUCUUCUCCUGUUCCAAUCUCCCGUAAACCUUGUGUAGACAUUUUUGCUGAAUCCGAAUGUUGCUUAGAUUCUCAGUGUUCAUCUGCUUUACUUGUGAUUUUCUUUUCCUCUGAUUCAGAUUCUAUAUACUGUUGGAUUAUUAUAUGUUAA
Messenger RNA from Tarenaya hassleriana, 815 nucleotides. RefSeq lists its product as uncharacterized. Bases 365 to 661 code for a protein of 98 amino acids. The record is from RefSeq and is a predicted model, not a curated record. NCBI's taxonomy places the organism in Eukaryota, Viridiplantae, Streptophyta, Magnoliopsida, Brassicales, Cleomaceae. The transcript has a single exon.